Messenger RNA from Gryllus bimaculatus (two-spotted cricket), 762 nucleotides. Lineage: Eukaryota; Metazoa; Arthropoda; Insecta; Orthoptera; Gryllidae. The record is from the annotation of a GenBank genome assembly.
UGGCAUGCCAGAAAGGGACGUUAUUGGCUUAUCAAUGAGGUGCUAGCUACGGAUUAUGCACAGGAUAUAUUCAGAACGUCUCUGAAAAGUCUUCUUUUAUGCUUGGACGAUCCCCGACCCCUCCAGGCACUGAUGGUUCGAUAUGCGGAUCUGGCUCCAACUGCUAGUAUCGAAUUUUCAGCACAUGCUGCCAACGUCCCGGUCGUGUUAUCUUUAAACAACACUUCUCGUGGAUACGUUCACGUAAUUAGUGUGGUUUCUGGAGAACUGAACCCCUACGAAUUAGUACGCAACUUGACAACUUACAAAUCGAUUAACCCUCAGGGAAUUUUUAUAAUUUUGCACAGCUAUUUCGAUAUGAACUAUGAAAAGGUGCGAUUAAUACAAGUCUUAUUCGUCCUACGUUUCGGAAUAGAACGCCUGGUUCAUCUGUUGCCUUAUAAAACCGCGGUGGUGCUUUUCUCCACGGGAUAUGACCCGAUUGCAAGGAAGUGGUCCGUCUUAGGAAAGUCGGUGCCAACUUUCUGCAAAGAGCAACUUGAUGAACGCACCAAGAAAUUGCAACUUAACACUGCUGUUGAAAAUGUAAGGGGCUUUAAAUUCGGAUUCGCACUUCAGGAGCAGAUUACAUGGGUCGAUAGAGGGGGUAAUCAGCGUAUAGGAGGUCAUGACUACGAGUUCGCCAAGCUACUGCAAAAACUGGGAAUGGUGGGGAAAUUUAUUAAAGGUCCACCAGAGCAAGAACUAAGGGACGACAAAGUG